Umbelopsis ramanniana AG is the source of this 1227-nucleotide messenger RNA. RefSeq lists its product as uncharacterized. Gene Ontology annotation, molecular function: pyridoxal phosphate binding; carboxy-lyase activity. The transcript has 3 exons. NCBI's taxonomy places the organism in Eukaryota, Fungi, Mucoromycota, Umbelopsidomycetes, Umbelopsidales, Umbelopsidaceae. The record is from RefSeq and is a predicted model, not a curated record. Gene Ontology annotation, biological process: carboxylic acid metabolic process. The annotation marks the transcript as partial.
UCUAGGUAUUUUGGCUUGAUCAUGGGAGGAACAACUCCAGCGGCUAUUGUUGGUGACUUUUUGACAACAUUAUAUGAUUUGAAUAUAAUUUUACAUCAACCAAAGGAAUCAAAUGCCUUCACAAUCGAACAGUUGGCACUUGAUAUGGUCCUAGACCUCGGCCAUAUCCCAAGAGAUGCAUUUCCAGGAAAAGUUCUAACUACAGGAGCAACAGCAAGCAAUCUCACUGGCAUUUUAAUUGGCAGACAGUGGGUUGCAAAGAAACGAUUCAAUAUCAACGUCGCAGAAGAUGGUUUCUGUGGCAAAACUAUCAAAAUCAUCGGUGGUCGCGCUCAUUCAAGUGUUGUCAAAUCAGUUGGAGUGGCCGGAAUAGGACGUAGUAACUAUAUCGACGUCUCUUUGGACAAUCGAGGCUGCAAUUGGGACUUGAAAAGACUAGAGAAAAUUCUCAAAGAACAAAAAGAUGGUGAUUCCGAAGCCUCUAUUGUUUCUGUUGGGUGUGGUGAGGUUAACACUGGUGGAUUCACGGCCGAUAUAGACAAGAUUCGAGCGCUAUGUACCAAGUAUGAUGCUUGGUUGCAUAUUGAUGCAACGUAUGGUAUGUAUGCUCGAGCUAUGCCUUCGUAUGCCUCAUCUGCUGCGCAUAUUGAAUUGGCAGAUAGUAUGACUUCUGAUGCUCACAAGUGGUUAAACGUGCCUUAUGACUGUGGAUUGUUUUACACCAAGCACAUCGAUAUGUGCUUAGAAGUUUUUGGAGGAGUCAAGGCAGCAUACCUUGAAUCCGCCAAGACCAUCGUUCCUCAACCUAUGGACGUUGGUAUCGAAUACUCUCGUCGAUUUAGAGCUCUACCAUUGUACAUGUCGCUGCUGACCUAUGGAGCCAAGGGGUACCAAGAAUUAUUCGAGAAUAAUUGCAAGUUUGCGGUAAGCUUAGGUGAAUGGAUAGAUUUACAUCCGGACUUGGAGCUCCUUACCCCAGUUUACCUCCACACAUUCUUAUUCCGCGUCUCGGCCAAACAAUGGGCGCAUCCUGGAGGAAACGACGAAUUCAUCGACGCUAUCAAGAAGACAGAAAAAACGUACGUCAGUUCGACGGUAUGGAACGGGAAACCUGCUAUUAGAGGGACCGUGAACAACUGGCGAACCAGACUGGAUCGAGAUUUAUCGAUAGUACAACAAGUAUUAGAAGAGACUCUAAGGUCUCGAAUGCCAGUAAUGAAUGAGUGA